This is a messenger RNA of Peronospora belbahrii, 3630 nucleotides long. The record is from the annotation of a GenBank genome assembly. Lineage: Eukaryota; Oomycota; Peronosporomycetes; Peronosporales; Peronosporaceae.
AUGCGGCAAGAUGAAGCGCCACCUCCGCCGCCUCCUCCUGAUGUUUCUUCUAACUCACGCCGUCGCUCCGUCUCGCAUCAAUCUGUUGUUCAUAUGCCUAUAAAUACUAGAGAUGAUACUGAUAAUGAUCGUCAUUAUUCUUCUUUAUUGUAUAGUGACAUGCAUCCAACGAGUGUAUCAUCGUCCUAUUCAUCUUCUAUGGCUCGUAAAGUGGCUACACUUGCAACCACAAAGGACGAUGAUCCAUUAUCACCUCGUACACGUUUAGAGAUGGAGAAACAGCGUCAGCAUUUGAUACAAGGUCUUAAUAUCAGUGAUGGUCAGACGAGUAAUACGACACCUACGAAUCACAGUGGCAUCUCAUCUUUCUACAGUGUAAGCAACAGCACCGAUGGCCAUGAGAUUGCACAUAGUGGAAAGACGCAUAAAGAUCGACAGACGCAGCAUGUAGAUUCGAUUUACAUGUCACCACAGAGGGCAAUGCUCAGUCGAGUGGACGGCCUUUUAGGCUCAAAGUCUCGUCAUAAUGUCUCAUCCGCUCCGGGUCCUCCAUAUGCUUCAAACGUUGCCGCUACUCACUCCAUUAAUUCCAUUGAUUCAAUAUCAAAGAGACCACCGUCUUCUGUCCGGAUUUCUCAUCGAGAACGAGAAGAAAAACAAAGAGAACCAUCGAGUUGUGGGGCAGCAAUUCUUUACAACUCACCCAUUAGAUUGAGACUCAGCAGUCGACAGUGCUUGAAGAUAUCAGCAACAACAAGUAAUACAGUAAAUUUACCACCAAGGCCGACGGGAACAAGUACGGGAGGAAGUGGAUCCGACGGAAUUGCUUGCACUACAAGACAAUCAAGUACCGUGCAAAUUGAUGUCAGUGGCGAUGGAUUAGAUGGCGACGACGACCAAAUUUUUGUGCUGCAGAACACGACACUACGAUCUGACUGUGGUGAGGUUCGUUACUCGGACAUUGUAUCGUUAUACUGCGUAGGAGGGAGUUGCAGAGGUCAAUUCUUGUCUGCAAAUGCAGCUACCCGUACUUUGACUACCAAGAAGGGACCGGUAAUAUUUAACAGUGAGAAAUGGAUAAUUGCAAAUCCUAUGGCGGAGGGCCACGAGCGCUAUGCUGGAAGUGAUAAGAAUGCUUACGCGUCUACUGACACUGCAAGUAAGCUGUGGCGGCAAUCAAAAACAAUUGCAACGAGUGACAACAUUAUGCUCAAAAUGAACAAUGCUGAUUUGUAUAUCUCUGUGCACCCUCAUCAGUACGGCCAUGACGAUAUCUCAGACGCGAGCUCCACGACAGUCGUACUAAGCAAAGAGAAUGACGGGAUUAACGACACAAUGCAAGUUUGGAAAAUUACUAAGUCAAACCUGCCGUACGAUCCGGAAUGGAAUCGCGAACGUCCUUAUCUUACCGGUGAGGCACUCGUACUACCGCAAGCGAAGCGUUGCCACGCUGCCGAUGAUGGUGAUUUUAGUCUUCCCCCACUGUCCACGUAUCCUCCAUCAGUGCAAGAGUUCACCGUAGUUGAGGACUUGUUGUAUGUCUUUCUUGGUGUAGAAGGACGCUAUAUUAAACUAGCGACCACCGAGACUCGUGAUGCUGAUGUUUCCAAAUGUACAAGGACAUUUAAGUUCGAGCUGGAUCAACCCGGUAUGGAUCCCUCUCUCCUGACCUUGGCAUCUCGGUGCUUAUGUUUAGGCGAGUUUUAUUUGAAAUUGACACUCUACGUCGAGCAGUUUUCUCGAUAUGAGUACGGGCAGGUAAAUCACGCACUUUGCGCAGCAUUGAAAACGCUGAUAAAAGAGUACAAGAUAAUGGUGGGGCAGCUGGAGCAUCAGACAAGAAGUUCUGAUUCACUGUCUUUUAGUAUUCAGAAAUUGUGGUACAACGUGCAGCCGAGCUUACGGACAUUAGAAAUGCUAAGUGUAUUGGUGGACGCUUGUCAUAAAGCAAUUGGCGGCGGCUCGUUACUUACUGAAAUUCAGCGCAUAAUGUCAUCUUUGGCAGGAGACUCAAAUGCACGGAAGGUAUUUUCCUUUCUAAUGGAGCGCGCUAGUGUGCCGUAUUUGAAAAUGGUUGAACGUUGGAUAUACCACGGAGACCUAGUUGAUCCUUACGAUGAGUUCAUGAUUCGACGAGAUGAUCAAGUUAGCAAGGAGGAUGUUCAAGAUAAUCCAUACUCGACAUACUGGCAAAGUCGCUACACAAUUCGUGCAUCACAAGUACCUCUAUUCCUUUCACGAGUAGCGCCAAAGAUUUUGACUGCGGGUAAGUACUUGAAUGUCUUCCGAACAUGCAAUCGCCAGGUAGAUUGCCCGUUUGCUGGUGAAAUAAACUUUUCCGCUAGCGAAUCGGUAUACGAAGAGUUGAUUGACAAGGCGCAUAGGUUUGCUAGUAAGAUGCUCUUGGAACUGUUUGUAUGCGAAAGUGAUCUCCAGAACCGGCUGAUCUCGCUCAAACACUAUUUUCUAAUGGAUCAAGGAGACUUUUUUGUUGACUUUAUGGACAUUGCUGAAGAAGAGCUGAAGCUACGUGCGGACAAACUGUCACUGUCUCGCCUAGAGUCCCUGCUCCACUUGUCUCUUCAAACGUCUACUUGCUCUUCGGAUCCAUACAAGGAUGACCUCCAGUGUUUUCUAUCGCCGCAUAAUCUCAUUUCUCACAUGGAAGCCAUUCACCAGCGUGCGCAAAAAGGACCUGGAGAUUCGCUGACGACGUUCGAGUCUUCAUCUAUAGGCCACCCAGGUUACAAGGUGAUUGAUGCGUUAACGCUUGACUACAAUGUGAAGUGGCCUCUCUCCCUCGUGAUCUCGUGCGGCGCGCUGACCAAGUACCAAAUGAUUUUUCGGCAUAUCUUCUUUUGCAAACACGUAGAGCGCCAGCUUUGUGAUGCCUGGUUAAAUCAUCAAGCAACGAAGGAGCUAUCUUUGCGCUCUGCGCUUGGACCGUCCUUUUGUUUACGUCAGCGAAUGCUGCACUUUCAGCAGAACUUUGUGUACUACAUGAUGUUUGAGGUUAUCUCCCCUCGAUGGCACGACUUCCAGCAGCAGCUAGCGACUGUUGGUACUGUGGACGACAUUUUAGAGUUCCAGGGCGAGUUUCUUGAUAUUUGUCUGAAGGAAUGCUUGCUGACGGACCCAGAUUUGCUGCGUGUUUUAACAAGGCUCAUGAUGGUGUGUAUGACCUUUGCCAACAGUAUCGAAAGCUUUACACGGCCAUAUUUUCUAGAUGAAGAGACGAUUAAGGUCGAACGCGAUGCGGAGCGAGAUCGUCGAGCUGAGAAGAAGGCACGCGAAGAAGCCGAAAUUGCUUUGGCAAGCUACCAACGUCAAAAGGGGACUUUUGGUGGAAAGAAGAAAGGGCACGUGCUGAGGCGUUGCCAGUCCUCGCAGGCAAACUUGCGACGCACACGCAUUAAGAAGCUGUCGGAUGACGUAAAGCGUGCAUUGACCGAGCGCGAAGGCGACGAAGAAAAUCUAUUCGUGCGAACGACCAAGGACUUGGAGAACCGUUUUGACUCGUUGCUCGGUGAGUUUAUGCAGCAGCUGCUACGGAGGUCGCUCUUGCAGCAAAACUCGCAUCUUUCAAAUCUGUGUACGCGGCUCGACUACAAUGGCUUUUACACCAAGUAG